AAGGCGGAGAUAAAACUGCAACUGCGCCAAGAAAGUGAAAGCGACCGCAGUCGCCGCUGCCAGGUGACAGAAUGCUGCUCAGGGGCGCACAACUGCUGGGAUGCGGCCUGGUCUCCCCAGCCGCCCGAAGCUACAACUUCCGGCUGACCUGCCGCUUCCUGUCCGUUCAUUACGGAGACGCCAAGGCACUGACCCCCGCCGUCAAGCAGUAUGUGGAGAAGUGCGUGGAUCUGUGCAAGCCGGAGCGGGUGCACAUCUGCGACGGCACUCCCGGCGAGAGCAAGCUGCUCCAGGGACUCAUGCUGAAGCAGGGCACCAUCCUGCCGCUGCCCAAGUACGACAACUGCUGGCUGGCCCGCACCAAUCCGGCUGAUGUGGCUCGUGUAGAGUCCAAGACCUUCAUCUCCACAGCCAGCAAGGAGCAGACGGUUCCAGUGACGGAGAAGGCCACACCGGGAAUGCUUGGUAACUGGAUUUCCGAGAAGGAUCUCCAGGCGGCCAUCGCCGAGCGCUUUCCUGGCUGCAUGAAGGGGCGCACCAUGUACGUCAUACCCUUCAGCAUGGGCCCAGUCGGCUCGCCGCUCUCCAAGAUUGGCAUCGAAAUCACAGACUCCCCCUAUGUGGUGGAGUCCAUGAAGAUCAUGACGCGGGCCGGAAAGCCGGUGCUGGAGUUCCUCCAAAGCGGCGAUGGCCAGUUUGUCAAGUGCUUGCACUCGGUGGGCACGCCCAAAAGCGGUGUCCAGGCCCAAACAUCCUGGCCCUGCGAUCCCGAGCGCACUAUCAUCCUGCACAAGCCCGCGGAAAACGAGAUCGUGUCCUACGGAUCGGGAUACGGUGGAAACUCGCUGCUGGGAAAGAAGUGCCUCGCUCUGAGGAUCGGCAGCACCAUUGCCAAGCGAGAGGGCUGGCUAGCCGAGCACAUGCUCAUCCUGGGCAUCACCAAUCCGCAGGGCAAGAAGAUCUACGUUGCCGCCGCCUUUCCAUCGGCCUGUGGCAAGACCAACCUGGCCAUGAUGACGCCCACUCUGCCGGGCUACAAGGUGGAGUGCGUGGGCGACGACAUUGCCUGGAUGAAAUUCGACAAGAAGGGUGUCCUACGGGCCAUCAACCCGGAGAACGGCUUCUUUGGCGUGGCACCUGGAACUUCGAGGAGCACCAACCCCAUUGCCAUGGACACGAUCUUCCGGAACUCGGUCUUCACCAACGUGGCCUCCACCUCGGACGGCGGCGUCUACUGGGAGGGCAUGGACAAGUCGCAGCUGAAGGACGUGACCGUCACCGACUGGCUCGGCAAGCUCUGGUCGCCUGAGUCGGGUAAGCCCGCUGCCCAUCCGAACUCCCGUUUCUGCACGCCGGCCGCCCAGUGCCCCAUCAUCGAUCCUAACUGGGAGGACAGCGCCGGAGUUCCCAUCUCCGCCAUCCUCUUCGGUGGACGUCGUCCUGAGGGUGUGCCACUGGUGUACGAGGCGAGGGACUGGACCCACGGGGUCUUCAUGGGCGCCGCCAUGAGGAGCGAGGCCACCGCUGCCGCCGAGCACAAGGCCAAGACCAUCAUGCACGAUCCCUUCGCGAUGCGGCCCUUCUUCGGAUACAACUUCGGCGACUACCUCGCCCACUGGCUGAGCAUGGAGCAGCGCGGCCAGGUGCCCAAGAUCUUCCACGUCAACUGGUUCCGCAAGAGCAGCGAAGGCAAGUUCCUGUGGCCCGGGUUCGGGGACAACUCCCGUGUCCUGGACUGGAUCUUCCGGCGGGUGGAGGGCGAGCAGUGCUUCGAAGACUCACCCAUUGGCCGGCUGCCCGCCAAGGACUCACUGAACGUGGGCGGCAUGAACGAACGCAUCGAUCUCGAGCAGCUGUUCCAGCUGCCCAAGGACUUCUGGGAGCAGGAGGUGGGCGCCAUCGAGCGCUACUUCGAGGAGCAGGUGGGUCACCACCUGCCCAGCCCGGUGGCCGAGCAGCUGAAGGAGCUGAAGGCGCGUGUGGCCGACAUGUGAUGCGUGUGUUCCAUAGGUUACUCCCUCCUAAUCUAAGACCCUAUUGCCUAAAAUAAAACGAAGCGAAGCGAGAUUUUUAAAGCGAAA
Molecule: messenger RNA, 2081 nt
Organism: Drosophila kikkawai
Lineage: Eukaryota; Metazoa; Arthropoda; Insecta; Diptera; Drosophilidae
Gene: Pepck2
Product: Phosphoenolpyruvate carboxykinase 2
Biological process (GO): response to starvation; response to lipid; cellular response to glucose stimulus
Cellular component (GO): cytosol
Molecular function (GO): phosphoenolpyruvate carboxykinase (GTP) activity; GTP binding; manganese ion binding
Source: RefSeq, a predicted model, not a curated record